AUGAAUCAGAGCGAUCUGCCUUCUGAAAGCUCAAGCCUGCCUGAGGGCCAGCCAGACGAGGUGGGAGUCGAUUCAGUUGUUACCAACUUAACGGCGGGCCAAUUUCACUUCUUUGUAAAGCUUCCUCUCGAAAUUCAACUCAAAAUAUGGGAAUGCAUCUGUUUUAUUCCACGAGUCGUAGACGUAUUCUCUAGUGGAACUGGCUGCGAAGCAUUGCACAAUCUGGACGACAAUUUCCAUGAUCUGUUCGGCGGCGACCUGCGGGUAGACUUUAACGCUACACACUGUCACCCGCCAACUAUUCUCCAUAUCAAUAUGCCAGCUCAUAUCUACAUUAACUGGGAAUGCGAUGUAGUGUGUCCAAUGGGUACCGAAAGCAGAGAUAGGAAGGAUAUGGAAGUACAGCUUCUGGAGACUAAAGUCUCGAGCGGGAAAGUGCUCCGUUAUCUUGCGAUCGAUCCACUUACUAUCGAGGUUCCUAUCGGUACGAAUCUGAUGGAUACCAUGGACUUUUCUGACGAAGAAACCGAACUGUCCUGGGCCCAUUUGUUAAUGGGUUGUCCAAAACUCGAGGAAAUAAUUCUGUACCCUCUGCCCGAUAAUUAUCGCAUGCAUGGCACACCACUCGAGCUUAUUGGCAUCAGCGAAGUUGACAUUGAGCGGGGUGUAGGUUUUAAGGUUCCGGAGUUGAAAAAGGUUAGGGAUGUAAUCUUGAAUUUGAACGGUAGGAUAGAAAUGUCGCGGAAAGCUACUGAAGUACGAGAGCUUUCCAAGGUUCAGGAGGUUUGGGUACCACUUGUUGUGAGGAUAAUGGGUGUGACGACGGGGCGGAAGACUGGCGAGGUUACAGUGACAGUAAUUUCGCCUAUUCGCCCGGAUUUCUUCGAGAAACUACAGAUAGCAGUCAAUAUUGCACAGCUCUUCGGACGGCGCUAG
This is a messenger RNA of Mollisia scopiformis, 936 nucleotides long. RefSeq lists its product as uncharacterized. NCBI's taxonomy places the organism in Eukaryota, Fungi, Ascomycota, Leotiomycetes, Helotiales, Mollisiaceae. The record is from RefSeq and is a predicted model, not a curated record. The transcript is spliced from 3 exons. The coding region runs from base 1 to 936 and encodes 311 amino acids.